AUGCAGUUUGGUGGGCGAAUCGAGCAACAUAAGGUCCAGGUGCUUGUGGACAGCGGUGCAAGCCUAAAUUUCAUAGGCCCACAGGUGGAAGAGCGAUUAAGGUUAGCUGAGACAGGGCAGCAGCCCUUUGCGGUGUGGGUAGCCAACGGCAAGCGGCUGGUAUGUAGCCAGGGGGUUGAGUUUAAGGUGACUCUUUAUGCCUUGCCGGUAAUCGGAGUAGAGGCAGUUCUCGGGGUACCAUGGCUAGAACAAUUGGGCCCGACACUCAUGAAUUACAAAGAGAUGAUGAUGGAAUUCGGAACGGAGGGUAAGAGGCACAUUUUGAGGGGAGCAGUUCCGAAGGGGACGAGGGCAGUGAAGGCCCGAUCAGUAGUGCAAGAAGUGACGUUGGGGGCGCAGUUAUUCAUGGCUGUCGAAGCAAUGGUGAAUACAGUAGCUGAGGGAGGAGCGGGAAAGCGGAUAGCCAAGGACAUGGUUCGGUUGUUGGCCGAGUUUGUUGAGGUGGUGGCCGAACCAAAGGGCCUUCCCCCUGCCCGACGAGAUCGAGAGGCAAGUCGAGCAGAUGUUGAAGACCAGGUUGAUCCGGCGGAGUACAAGCCCAUUCUCAUCUCCGGUCCUCCUAGUCAAGAAGAAAGACGACACUUAGAGGAAGAGGUCGAGUGUCUUGGCCACUUUAUUUCACGGCGAGGCGUGCGGGUCGACGAUCGGAAAAUUGAGGCCAUGAGAUCAUGGCCUCCACCAAAAUCAGUCACAGAAUUACGAGGGUUUCUGGGACUAACGGGCUAUUACUGCAAGUUCGUGAAGGGUUAUGGCGGGAUUGCACGACCCUUAACGAAUCUCUUGAAGAAUGGUCGUUUUGAGUGGAGCAUCGAAGCUAAAGGAACCUUUAAUGUGCUGAAGACCGCAAUGAUCGCAACCCUCAUCUUUGCACUGCCCGACUUUGAGGAUGAAUUCAUGAUCGAGGCGGACGCUUCCGGCACUGGCAUUGGCGCAGUCCUUUCACAGAAGGGCCGACCUCUCGCUUUCCUAAGCAAGGGCCUCAAUGAAUCGAAGAAGUCGUGGUCGACCUACGAGAAGGAGAUGUUAGCGGACUUACUUGCUCGGGCGCCGAUUUACUAUCCGGACUGA
Messenger RNA from Punica granatum (pomegranate), 1128 nucleotides. The record is from RefSeq and is a predicted model, not a curated record. NCBI's taxonomy places the organism in Eukaryota, Viridiplantae, Streptophyta, Magnoliopsida, Myrtales, Lythraceae.